This is a messenger RNA of Colletotrichum chrysophilum, 879 nucleotides long. RefSeq lists its product as uncharacterized. The record is from RefSeq and is a predicted model, not a curated record. The coding region runs from base 1 to 879 and encodes 292 amino acids. The transcript has a single exon. Lineage: Eukaryota; Fungi; Ascomycota; Sordariomycetes; Glomerellales; Glomerellaceae.
AUGGCUCCCAUCCCUCUCCCCACCUCCCAUGUGGCUCCUCUCUCUGUCGAACCCUCCCACAAGUCAACCCCUCUCCUCGAAGCCUGGGUCCUAUCCGACUCUAGCGCAAUCGCAAGCAUCGGCAAGGGCUUCCUCAUCGGAUCCCUCAUCGGCUUCAUCAUAGCCUGUGCUCUCUGCUUCUGGUAUCCCUGCAUUCACUUCUACUACGCCCUACCCGGCGAAGACUACCACAGCUUCCACAUGCCCGACUAUCGCAACUUCCGCCUGCGCCUCCGGCCUCGCGGUGGCUUCCGCGACUUCGCCCGCCGCAGGCUGCGUCUCUUCUUCCUGGGCCGCGAGGAGCGGACCAUCGGCUCGCGCACCGACGACGAGGAAAUUGUUGACCUCGAAGCCGGUAACAAUAUCCCCCUUCAGCAGGGCGUGAACCAAGGCCUGCGCUCCGAGUCUACCGCCCAGCAGAACGACCGACCGGUGUUCCAGGGAUUGUUCAUGUUCAACCACCCGACCAUCCCCGAGCCCAUCUCUCCCCAGACCAGCGCCACUCCAGAGAUCACCAUCACCCCUCCUCCUCCCGUCGUUGCCGCCCGCCCCCGCGACAUCGCCUAUGAGAACGCCCAGAACGCCCGCGUGCGCCAGCAGACCAUCGACAGCAUCACCUGCCCCCGCGAGCGCGCCCUCCAGCAGGAGUUCGAGAGCAACCUCCGCGAGAUCGAGCGCCGCACCGAACAGUCCCCGGCCACGAUGCCGCCCAUCGGCCCCAACGGCCACUUCACGCCUCGCCAUAGCAUGGACGCCAUCCAUCCUCAGCAGAGCGAGGAGACCAGCGGCGGCGCCCCCUUCUGGGGUUGGCUCCGCUUCCCCCGCGUCCGCUCUGAGUGA